This is a messenger RNA of Plenodomus lingam JN3, 2442 nucleotides long. RefSeq lists its product as uncharacterized. Lineage: Eukaryota; Fungi; Ascomycota; Dothideomycetes; Pleosporales; Leptosphaeriaceae. Gene Ontology annotation, cellular component: fungal-type cell wall. The record is from RefSeq and is a predicted model, not a curated record. Gene Ontology annotation, biological process: fungal-type cell wall polysaccharide metabolic process.
AUGAGAAAAUCAUGUUCGGCCCAAGUGGGUCGCCCGAAGAAAGAACGGGGAGACAAUUCUGGAGCGCAAAAUCGAAGACGACCCCCUAGACGACGCAGCAAAGGAUUGCAGAAUGGCGUGGCGAGACGUACGAGCAUCAGCACCUGGCGCGACGAUGUGUGCGAUCUGGUCUACUGUGCGAGGAGCCCCAGACUGAGUCUUUGUCGGGCGUCAAAUACCUACCCAGCCCAGCUGCCUCGACUGGAGUUGCGAUUUGCGUAUUGCAAGUCGCAUUCAGCUCGCAUGCGUGCAACACAUCAACGUACGUUUGAUGCGGUUGCACAGGCAGUGUGCCUGCGCAAGUGCUACGCACGUAGAAGACGGCAUGGAGUAGCAGGCCAAUUUUCGAUUCGACGAUCUUUCGGGUCGUCGUCAGCACUGUUGGACAUUUUCUGUGCUUUGUCGGCGAAGCUUCCCAUCAAGGCAGGUAACCGUUGCGUUGUCAGGCCUGAGACAAGAACAGAGCACCCCCCCCCUCCCACCUGGAACCAAGCUUUGCUCGGCGAUGAACAAAGCGCAAAGGUGAACCCGACCUCCAAGAUAUGGAAAAUCGACUCAAAGAAAUGGGAUGGGACCUGUGGUCAAGAACAAUUGAUCAGGGAGACAGAGAGAGAGAGGCUUGGGCAGCCUCCCAAGGACUGCCAGGCCUUCCUUGCCUUCUCGUUCGCAGCUGAGAGGCGCCGGGGUGUGCCGCUAGUCCACAACGGGCGACUCUUCCAAGUGCUCUCGGCCGGGCCGCCACCAACUUUGGAUGGAGCCUUACUACUCUUCUCUACCUUCCCUGACUCUUGCGCUGUUGUUGCCGUACAUUUUCAUUUUGGAGUCGUUGCGCUCUUGUCACUCACUCCCGGUCUGUGUAGACUACCACUUUCAUUACCGAUCUAUCGCAACAACAGUUACGAGCGCUCAGGAAGCCGCAAUCCGUCUACUACUGAAACUGCAUACUCUUCCAGCCGUCGACGCAUCGACCAAUCCGGUCUCUACAAUCACAUCAUGUCUUACACCAUAAAGUUGAGCCUUUUGGCUCUUGUCUCCACCGCCGCUGCCGUUCCUCACUUUGGUGCCAACCCCCACGCCAAAUUCCACGGCGCAAAGGCUGCUCGCGGCCAUGUCAAGCCAUAUCCUGCCAAUGGCUGGUCAGGAGCGUCCAACAACACGGCUGUCAUGCCCAACCCAACUGCAUCCUACCCCGACGACAAGACAACCACCAUUGACGAGACCACGACCUCUACCCAGACUCUGUACACCACCGUUUACGUCAAGCCGUCUACGCCUGCUGUCGCCGUUGCCAGCGUCUCUAGUGAUCAGUGCGGCCCUGCUACCGUCACCGUCACCGCGAAGGAGAAGGUCACUAUCACGGUUAUUGGCGGUGGUGCGGGCUACACUCCUGCUCCCCAGUCAUCUGCUGCGCCUGUCCCGUCCCAGUCGCCUGUCCCGUCUAAGCCAGACAAUGAACAUGUCGCCUCUUCCAAGCCCCCCGCGGACUACCCUGCUGCAACACCCGAGGCUACUACCUCCUCUCCUGCUCCAGAUUACCCCGCGAAGACUCCUGAGGCUGCCCAGACAACUUCAUCCAUGUCCGAGUACGCUGUUCCCUCCCACCCUCCGAACAAGCCCGUCGUGAGCUCCAGCAGUGCCACCCCGUCUCCGUCUCCAUCUCCAUCUCCACCUUCUGGCAACGGCUACACCGGUCACAAGCGUGGUCUUGCUUACAAUGCUGCCCAUCUAUGCAAGACUCUUGCCGGCAAGUUUGGUUUCGGUUACAACUGGGGCCAGGUCGAGAAAGACGACAUUGGUACUCAGUUCAUCCCUAUGAUGCACAAGCCUUCCGAUUCCAGCGUAGAAGAGUGGCUCGGCAACGUCGACAAGGCCGUCAAGAAGGGCACCACUGCCGUUAUGGGUUUCAACGAGUGUGACCACGCUGAACAGUGCAACAUGAGCCCCGAGGUUGCUUGCGCCUCGUGGAAGCAGUACAUGAACCCCGUCAAAUCUGCUCACGCUGAUAUCACCAUCAUCGGUCCCUCCGUAACAAACUCAGGCCAGCCCAACAUGGGUCUCACCUGGCUCAGCCGCUUCCACGACUGCUGCCCUGAGGCCAUUGUUGACGCCACUAACAUUCACUUCUACGACAUCUACGAGGAGGGCCUGACCCUUGAGCGCUUCAAGGCCCAGGUCAAGAAGGCUAACGAGAUCUACGGAAAGCCUGUCUGGGUUACCGAGUUUGGUCUCAACCCCGGCUCCGCCUCGUCCGAGCAAGCCACGAUCUUCCUCAAGGGUGCCAUGGAGUACCUCGACGGCGCCAUCUAUGUACAAGGUUACUCCUGGUUCAAGGUCGGCGAGGGCGAGAACCAGCUGAACACCAAUGGUGGCCUCUCUCCCCUUGGUGAGGCAUACGCUUCCUAA